Rhodofomes roseus is the source of this 951-nucleotide messenger RNA. RefSeq lists its product as uncharacterized. Bases 1 to 951 code for a protein of 316 amino acids. NCBI's taxonomy places the organism in Eukaryota, Fungi, Basidiomycota, Agaricomycetes, Polyporales, Fomitopsidaceae. The transcript is spliced from 5 exons. The record is from RefSeq and is a predicted model, not a curated record.
AUGCUCGUGCGUGGCAGUCUCUAUAUCUUGGCUUUGAGCCUUCCUCUGCUCUCACUCGCCGGAGAGGUCCCAGAAGGCGGCGCAUGUUCUCCCUCCAAUGACCGGCUAGACCCCUCAUCACACACCUUCCUCAGCGACUGCUCCGACACGACCUUCUGUUCCUCAUCGAACUCCUCGUCCACCGCGAACAACUCGACCUCCUCGCCAGCUGCGUCCGCGAAUGGUACCUGCCAGCCCCGGCGCUGCCGCCGAGACGAGUUUCCCUUCGGAUACGGCGACGACGAGCCACUCCCACCUCUGUGCUCCGGAGGGAGCUUCUGUCCCGACGCGGGCAGCGGGUGCCAGUUCUUAGUCGGGCCCGGCCAGACCUGCGAGAUGAACCGCGACGACCAAUGCGCGCCCCCUUCGAACUGGCAGAACCUCGCGAGUAACUGGAACUCCAACGGGUCGGUCUGUAUGAAGUCGACUUGCAUGUAUGCGAAUGUGUCGUUGGGGCAUACGUGUGUGCUGGACGACGUGACCUACAUCGUCGAGGGCCCCGAUGGACAGCAGUAUAGCAAUACGAUCACAAGAGACAACUGCCGGUCAUCAAGGCUGUACUGCGAUCGGAACAGCACACAGUGUGUCCCAACUAAAACCCUGGGUUCAGCGUGCGACGCGGACCGCGAGUGCCAAAGUCACAAUUGCGGCGCCUCCGGAACCUGCAUACACCCUCCAGAGAUGCCGGUGCACGUCGCUACCUGGCAAUACGGCGUCGUGACUCUCAGCGUGCUUUCGGCUAUGACCGCCACCAUCGUUGUUCUUGUUCUGCUGCACAAACGCUUGCGUCUGAAGCGCUAUCGCGAGAUCAGGGAAUAUUACGACGAGCAGAUGAGCCUCCGACGCUCGAUCGCAGCGUUACACGCCGCUGCAGCUGAGAAAUACGAGGUCGAGAGGGACGGACGGUAUUAG